CUUGAGAACAAAACCAACCUUCGCUCACAAAGCAGCAACAACACAAGAAGAAAGAAGAAUAUCAUCAAUAGCUAAUCCAAAAUGAGCAGUGUAAGAUUUGAGACUGUAUUGCAAGUGCGUGAAUACGAGCGCAUUCUGGGAGAUCACCCUGAAGUCAAGGGCGGAGGUCCUGCGCUAUCUAUUGGUUGGGCUUUUCUAGAGUCCACAGGUAGCUUGAAGGGGGAUGAUAGUACCGGUAGUGCUGAGGAUAAGGAGAAGAUUUCUCCCUUGAAUGCAGACACUCGUCGCUUCAUUCUCACGCAUAUCUACGAUGUAAACAAACAAGAAAUCGUCCAAGCGGAAAAGAUUGCUAGAAGAGUACGAAAGCUACGCCAGGAAACCAUUCAGGAAUACAAGGACUCUCUGCUCGUCAAGUAUGCAAACAUGAACCUUAACCCUGAGGAUGCAGCAAUGGCCCCAUCCACCACGGCCACUUCUAGCACUAUCAGUAACAGUUCUGGUACUAGCAAGACCAACAGCAAGCAAAGACAACGAAGAAGGAGAGCAGUGGCAAGUUCUACCAAAGACCUUAUCUCAGAUAUGACUAGCAUGUCCAAAAUGGCAAAGGCUUUCCAAACUUCUAUCAGAAGAGCACCAAAGAGGGAAACAAGAAUUGCCAGAUCGGGAUAGCCAGAAAGAUAAUCAUGCUAAGCAAAACUAUAAACCAGAAACUAAAAGCAAACUGUAUGUAAUAACCCGUCAUCCUUCUCUUAGCUAUUGUUUGUCGAGGCCUCAAUUGUA
Molecule: messenger RNA, 780 nt
Organism: Seminavis robusta
Lineage: Eukaryota; Bacillariophyta; Bacillariophyceae; Naviculales; Naviculaceae
Source: the annotation of a GenBank genome assembly